Molecule: messenger RNA, 1929 nt
Organism: Nanorana parkeri
Lineage: Eukaryota; Metazoa; Chordata; Amphibia; Anura; Dicroglossidae
Gene: GPR101
Product: G protein-coupled receptor 101
Exons: 2
Coding region: 385-1650 (421 amino acids)
Biological process (GO): G protein-coupled receptor signaling pathway
Cellular component (GO): membrane
Molecular function (GO): G protein-coupled receptor activity
Source: RefSeq, a predicted model, not a curated record
GAGAGGGGCUGAUUUCUCUCCAGCUGCACUGAGCUACCCAAAUCACAGAAAUAGACACAACGGGGAGGGGGCAUGGAGACACAUCUAUCAUUCUAUCACCUUCCUCAGGACAACAGGGGAUAAGACAAUGCACAUCAACAGGCCUCCUAGGAGAAGAAGUAAAAAUCAUGGUAUAUGGCAGCAUGUGAAGUCUCGGUCUGUGUGCCGUUAUCGGUCCUGAUGCAGAAGGAGGAAAAUGGAUGUACAGAGCAUAUACAGAACUCUGUGAGUGUGAUGCAUCAUGUAGUCAUGGAAUAAUAGAAGUCCCAACAUCAUUCAGUCCUGCUUAUAACAGAUAUUUGCCCCCACUCUGGAUGGAGGUGUGAUAAGGGGCUCGGGUUCACCAUGCAGAGGCUGGGUGACCGCAGGACCACCGAGAACCAAAGUAAUUUCUCAGUAGAUCAAGGAUCACCCUCUAUGCCCGACACUGUACUCAGGAUUGCCCUCAUUAUUUCUCUCCUUUGCCUGUCUCUCUUUGGGAACAUUAUGCUGCUGGUGGUUUUUCACCGCAAGCCACAGCUGCUUCAGGUAGCGAACCGCUUUAUCUUCAAUCUGUUGGUUGCUGAUCUUUUGCAGACCGUUCUGGUGAUGCCUUGUGUCAUUGUAACCUCCCUCCCGGAUAUAUGGCCUUUGGAACAUGGCCUCUGUGGCGCCGUGGUGGUGCUCAUGCACCUCUUUGCUUUUGCCGGAGUCAACACCAUCACAGUAGUGUCUGUCGAUAAAUACCUGGCCAUCAUCCACCCAUUAUCCUACCCCACCAAAAUGACCCCAAAAAGGGGGAGCCUGCUCAUCUUCUUCACAUGGAUUCUCAGCGUCCUCCAGAGCACCCCUCCUCUUUACGGAUGGGGCAAAGUUGAAUUUGAUCUCCAAAGCCACUACUGCAAAGUACUCUGGGCUUCAAGUUAUUCCUACACCAUCCUCAGCGCCUUAUUUUCUUUUAUCUUACCAGUGAGCAUUAUGUUGGCGUGCUAUGGGAUGGUGUUCCGAGCAGCCAGGAGGCAAAACGCGUUAGUUCAUCCAGUUCAGGCAAAUGGAUGUGACAGGUCUGAUGGGACAAGAUCUGCUGUGCUAAAUGCACUUGACAAAACAAGUCAUCACAGACCGCUCUACCAUUGCAAAGCAGCCAAGGUUAUCUUUGCUAUCUUGUCCUCCUACAUAAUCAGCAUGGGUCCCUAUAGCAUCCUAAGCAUUGUCUCCUCCUGUGCCAGUACUAUCAUCCCUAAAUGGGUAGCAUCUCUAGUACUUGUUCUCUUCUUCCUACAAUGUUGCAUCCAUCCCUAUAUCUAUGGAUAUAUGCACAAAAGCUUGAAGAAGGAAUUCCUCUUGCUAUUGCAUGGGUUUUUCUGCAAGCAGGUGCACCCUCAAAAUGCCAUAGUAGAUAGUUACAUUAUACUCACGGAUGGUCGAAUACUUCAGUCUCAUUUUUCCACUGGCCCUACAGUAAAAUUCCUAGAAGAAGAAACUACCAUAUCUGUAAUCACCGGUAAAAGCCUAAACAACCUAAAGAUUAAAGACAGCAAAAGAGAGAGCAGUUCUGCCAAUAUAUCCCCUGAAAAACAGUCGAUUCAGCGAAAGAUAGAUCCUGAUCUGCCACAACUUAUUAGCUGCUAAACAAUAGACAGAAUGAUGUUUCUAUACCAUGUAAUGGAUACGUUGGGGGUUUUUUUCUGUAUUUAAAGUGGGUAUAAAAAGUGUUCAAAGUGGAUUUAGAUUGUAAUGAUUCUGUGUGUGAAUUUAACCGGUUUUACUGCUAACAAAAGGAUGCAGUGUGAGGCAUUGUGUUUCCUUUUUUCCCAGUGACAAGGUUAAAUUUAUCACUUUGUGGAGAGAAGAUUUCUCCUGUCAUUGUAGAUGAUAAUUUUGUAAUAAAAGAAGAAAUUGCUUAUUUAA